AAAAUAUACAUGGCUUGCAUGCAUGUCAGCAUGGCACAGCUGGAGGGCAUGCAAGCAACGUGGUGUUCAAAAUUUGAAUCUGAUGGGCACAUUUGGGGGGUGUACCGGUGCAGCUAGCUCGUGCAUAUAUAUGGGUGUGCGGCUGGAGGAGCAAAAAACACACAGUUUGCACAGAAAAACCCAUUGCUCGGCUCACACAUUUUAGGUUUUUGAAGGAAGGGAUGGCACCACCUGAAGCAUGGUCAAGCUUGCCUGCCUUGACAAGCGAGUCCGGAUCGUCUGCAGUUGCUGCGGGAGGAGUUCAGUACUUGUCGGCAUCGAACGGUAGUGUGGUCAACCAGGUGGAAGCACUUGAAGAUUUGGCUGUUCCUAACAGGGCAAGACGAAUUGCUGGAGUAGACUCCGGAGUUGAUACGGAGGUUGACGAGGAGUCCGUGAUGGGGGUGCUCAAGUGUUCGAGCCAGACUGGGACUGGAGCAGUUGACCCUGAGCGUGCGAUUUGCUUCGCAGAAGUGCAGGCGGUGCAUGCGGGAGUAGAAGAAGGUUGGGACGAACAUGAUCCUUUUGGUGCGACGGAGGAGUUGGUCAACGUGCGUGAUGGUCUGGAGGAAGGCGACAUGUCCGGAGUGUGGUGCGAGAUUGCAGAUGAUGAAGAAGAAGACGAUUCCGUGACCAGCUGUCCAGCUAAGCGACCGCGUCUAUAGUGUUGGAGAAGUGCCACGUGUUUGUUAACUAUGUACUUAUUAGUGGUAGUUAAUUAGUGCUGGUGUGAUCCGAGUCUAUUUCCGUAGGGGAGAGGCCGAGUGGGGCCACGGAACCCCUCCUUCAGUGCUUGCAUGCAUGUGUAUUGCAAUAUUAUAUUUUGGGCUCGCGGGGCAACACGCACGCAUGUUUAAUAAUAAACGCCCAGGAGAGGGA
This is a messenger RNA of Lolium perenne, 918 nucleotides long. RefSeq lists its product as uncharacterized. The record is from RefSeq and is a predicted model, not a curated record. Lineage: Eukaryota; Viridiplantae; Streptophyta; Magnoliopsida; Poales; Poaceae.